AUGGGCGGUGGUGGAAAAGUACCGUACCCCAAGCACGUCUGGUCGCCAGCUGGUGGUUGGUACGCUCAACCCGGCAAUUGGAGAGCCAACACGCUCGUCGCCGCAGGCAUCAUGGUCGGCAUCGUCGCCGUAACAUGGAAAUUCAGCGCCGAGAGAGAAACAUGGGCUCGCAAGCCGGAGCCUGGAGAGUGGCACCCAAGCCGAUACUGGUCAAAGCAAUUGAUUCAAUGGGAUAAGGAGGACCGGUUGAAGGAGCAGGCUAAUGCGAAGGACUAG
Pochonia chlamydosporia 170 is the source of this 276-nucleotide messenger RNA. RefSeq lists its product as hypothetical. The transcript has 4 exons. The record is from RefSeq and is a predicted model, not a curated record. Lineage: Eukaryota; Fungi; Ascomycota; Sordariomycetes; Hypocreales; Clavicipitaceae. Bases 1 to 276 code for a protein of 91 amino acids.